AUGACGGGCUACAUCCACCGGCUCGAUGAGGACCGAGUCGCCAAGGUGGCAAAGACAUACUCGCUGGACCAUCAUGUCGGAACGCCGGUCUCUGAUGACACGGAGUAUAUAAACGAGGUCAACCGCAAGACACUCGAGAACGAGGUCGCCAUCUACAGACGGCUGGGCCGCUGUAAGGGAGCCGUAUCGUGCGUCCAGACGUCAAACUAUGGGAUCGAGUUGGCUUUCGCAAAACAGGGCGACCUGGAAGACUACAUCAAAUCUGCGCCUGAGCCGCCGAAGCCCUUGAAGGUUGACUGGAUUCUAUCCAUCAUUGAUACAUUCUCUUACGUCCAUUCCCGGAGAGUCUUGGUGAACGACAUUGCCCUCCGGAACAUCUUGGUCAGCGAUGGACAGCUCAAACUGGCAGAUUUUGGCCAGUCCAUACUGAUACCUAUGUCGACAGAUAUGGACACGGUCUGCGACAAUGAUUUGACGGCGGGAAUCGAGAUUCUCCAUCUUGGCUGGGUCAUCUCCUCGAUCGCUGUCUGA
Fonsecaea pedrosoi CBS 271.37 is the source of this 531-nucleotide messenger RNA. RefSeq lists its product as uncharacterized. The transcript has a single exon. Gene Ontology annotation, molecular function: protein kinase activity; ATP binding. Gene Ontology annotation, biological process: regulation of cytokinesis; mitotic cell cycle; protein phosphorylation. The record is from RefSeq and is a predicted model, not a curated record. NCBI's taxonomy places the organism in Eukaryota, Fungi, Ascomycota, Eurotiomycetes, Chaetothyriales, Herpotrichiellaceae. Bases 1 to 531 code for a protein of 176 amino acids. Gene Ontology annotation, cellular component: cytoplasm; centrosome; nucleus.